Canis lupus familiaris (dog) is the source of this 1825-nucleotide messenger RNA. RefSeq names its product bone morphogenetic protein receptor type 1A (gene BMPR1A). Gene Ontology annotation, cellular component: plasma membrane; signaling receptor complex. Lineage: Eukaryota; Metazoa; Chordata; Mammalia; Carnivora; Canidae. Gene Ontology annotation, biological process: cellular response to growth factor stimulus; protein phosphorylation; BMP signaling pathway. Gene Ontology annotation, molecular function: transforming growth factor beta receptor activity, type I; ATP binding; SMAD binding. The transcript is spliced from 12 exons. Bases 227 to 1825 code for a protein of 532 amino acids. The record is from RefSeq and is marked inferred.
CAUGAGAUGGAAGCAUAGGUCAAAGCUGUUUGGAGAAAAUUGGAAGUACAGUUUUAUCUAGCCACAUCUCUGAGGAGUCAAGAGAAAACAGUGGAAAUUGGAGUCAUUGUCAAGUGAUUGAGACCUUUAACAAGAAAAUCUCUUUGAAUAAAAAUCAUUUAAAUUAGUAAUAUAACAAGACCAGUGAUUAGAGGUGACAGCAUACAGGAAACAUUAAAAUUGAACAAUGACUCAGCUGUAUAUUUACAUCAAAUUAUUGGGAGCCUAUCUCUUCAUCAUUUCUUAUGUUCAAGGGCAGAACCUAGACAGUAUGCUCCACGGUACUGGGAUGAAAUCGGACUCUGACCAGAAAAAAUCGGAAAAUGGAGUAACCUUAGCACCAGAGGAUACCUUGCCUUUUUUGAAGUGCUAUUGCUCAGGACACUGCCCGGAUGAUGCUAUUAAUAACACAUGCAUAACUAAUGGGCAUUGCUUUGCCAUCAUAGAAGAAGAUGACCAGGGAGAAACCACAUUAGCUUCAGGGUGUAUGAAAUAUGAAGGAUCUGAUUUUCAGUGCAAGGAUUCACCAAAAGCCCAGCUACGCCGGACGAUAGAAUGUUGUCGGACCAAUUUAUGUAACCAGUAUUUACAACCUACACUGCCCCCUGUUGUUAUAGGUCCAUUUUUUGAUGGCAGCAUUCGAUGGCUGGUCGUGCUCAUUUCUAUGGCUGUCUGCAUAAUUGCUAUGAUCAUCUUCUCCAGCUGCUUUUGUUACAAACAUUAUUGUAAGAGCAUCUCAAGCAGACGUCGUUACAAUCGUGAUUUGGAACAAGAUGAAGCAUUUAUUCCAGUUGGAGAAUCAUUAAAAGACCUCAUUGACCAGUCACAGAGCUCUGGUAGUGGAUCCGGACUACCUUUAUUGGUUCAGCGAACUAUCGCCAAGCAGAUUCAGAUGGUUCGGCAAGUGGGGAAAGGCCGGUACGGAGAAGUGUGGAUGGGUAAAUGGCGUGGGGAGAAGGUGGCGGUCAAGGUGUUCUUCACCACGGAGGAGGCCAGCUGGUUUCGGGAGACGGAAAUCUACCAGACUGUGCUGAUGCGCCACGAGAACAUUCUUGGUUUCAUAGCAGCAGACAUUAAAGGGACAGGCUCCUGGACUCAGCUCUAUUUGAUUACUGAUUACCAUGAAAACGGAUCUCUCUAUGAUUUCCUGAAAUGCGCUACGCUGGACACCAGAGCCCUGCUCAAGUUGGCUUAUUCAGCUGCCUGUGGUCUGUGCCAUCUCCACACAGAAAUUUAUGGCACCCAAGGAAAGCCUGCAAUUGCUCAUCGAGACCUAAAAAGCAAAAACAUCCUCAUUAAGAGAAAUGGAAGUUGCUGUAUUGCUGACCUGGGUCUUGCUGUUAAAUUCAAUAGCGACACAAAUGAAGUUGACGUGCCCCUGAAUACCCGGGUGGGUACCAAACGCUAUAUGGCUCCAGAAGUGCUGGAUGAGAGCUUGAAUAAAAACCAUUUCCAGCCCUACAUAAUGGCCGACAUCUACAGCUUUGGCCUGAUCAUUUGGGAAAUGGCUCGUCGUUGUAUCACAGGAGGGAUCGUGGAAGAGUACCAGUUGCCAUAUUACAAUAUGGUGCCCAACGAUCCAUCAUACGAAGAUAUGCGUGAGGUCGUGUGUGUCAAACGUUUGCGGCCAAUUGUGUCCAAUAGAUGGAACAGCGAUGAAUGUCUCCGAGCAGUUCUGAAGCUCAUGUCGGAAUGCUGGGCGCACAACCCGGCCUCCAGACUCACGGCUCUGAGGAUCAAGAAGACCCUUGCCAAGAUGGUUGAGUCCCAGGAUGUCAAGAUUUGA